Messenger RNA from Lucilia cuprina (Australian sheep blowfly), 543 nucleotides. RefSeq lists its product as uncharacterized. Bases 8 to 418 code for a protein of 136 amino acids. NCBI's taxonomy places the organism in Eukaryota, Metazoa, Arthropoda, Insecta, Diptera, Calliphoridae. The record is from RefSeq and is a predicted model, not a curated record. Gene Ontology annotation, molecular function: odorant binding. The transcript has 2 exons.
AAUUAAAAUGCACAAAAUAAUUUUGCUUAUAUUUUGCGGCAUAUAUAUGGCCAAAUGUGCUGAGCACCCAAGCUGGUAUCCCGAAAACGUCAAUGAAAUAAAAAAACAGUGCGCUGAAGAAAAUAAUUUAACACCCGACUUUGGAAAUAUUUUAACAUAUGAACAGUUAGCAAAUAAUACUAAUGUACAUGCAGCUUACUUGUGUGCAGCCAAAGGUUUCCAUUUUUAUAGCGAUGACGAGGGUUUAAAUGUGGAUCGAAUGAUUUAUUUUUUCUUUAAAACAAGUACGAAAUGUAUUAGACGCAAGGCAAAGGAAUGUGUGGAAACACAUAAAGAAGUGAUCUCAACCGGUGAAAUGAUCUUUAAAUUACAUUAUUGCAUUUUAGAACUUUUCAAAGCACCGGAAACCGAAAAUUAAAAAAAGUUAAAAAUUUGUUAAAAUAUGUUAAAAUAUUAUGCAUACAAAAUUUCCAAUGUUGGAUAAUGCCUUAUUAAUAAAAUAUUUUUAUAAGUUUUUUAUAAUUCACAUUGUUGCUUAUUUUA